Acyrthosiphon pisum (pea aphid) is the source of this 1635-nucleotide messenger RNA. RefSeq names its product multiple coagulation factor deficiency 2-like. NCBI's taxonomy places the organism in Eukaryota, Metazoa, Arthropoda, Insecta, Hemiptera, Aphididae. The coding region runs from base 1034 to 1531 and encodes 165 amino acids. The record is from RefSeq and is a predicted model, not a curated record. The transcript has 4 exons.
UUUUAUCUUGUAUUUUUUUAGACAUAUUAUGAAGUUUGAGAAUAAAAUAUUGAAAAACAGGGUGCGAGCUCACAAUGUGAGCUGUAGAAUAUUUCCUUUUAGUAUUAAAAAAAAAAAAAAUAUGAAAUUUGGUUGGUUCUACAAGGCGGUAUCGUUAUUUCCGAAGAGUGUAUUUUUGAGGACAAAAUGGAAUCGGCACCCGGCGCCUUAAAUAAUAACCCAUACCUACAUAUUUGUGUCAUUAUUAUAUAGUACGAUAUUUAAAAAAAAAAACUUUAUUUUUUCUGUUAAAUACUUAGAUAUAACAUUAUUGUAAUAUUACUUAUAUUUUAUCAACAAAUAUGUUAAAUAUUGUUGAUUUGAUAACAAAAGUGAGUUAAACAUAAUAUUAUUAAAUACAAACUUACAUAGUCGUCGGCUCUUUCUGUUAAGCUCGUAUUACCUGGAAUCAGAGAUCAUAAUAUAUAGGUAAUAGGCAACACGCCAACAUUUAUACAUACCUAUAUACGCCACACAAGAAUACGCAGAUCAAUAUUAUAUUAUAAUAGUAUAAUAAGCCCAAAACUCGGAAAGAGUGGUGGGUAUAGUACUAUAGUAUAGUGUUAGAGUGACGGUGGGGAGGGUAAAAGGGUUUUUUCCUCAAAGUGCAGGCAGGACAUAGGCCCCCGCCGAUUAUUGGAUUUAACGUUGUCGUCAUCGACGCCACUGGAGACGAGUGGUGAUCGGACCACGCUGGGUUCACGUCGGCCGUGAAAUAACCGUGGUGCGCUUGCCGAGUAAAUCGAAUUUGCAGAUCGCUGGCUCGCGUACGUGCGGGGCGCGGUGGGCAAGACCGAGGUGCAGCGCAUCUGUCGCCCGCGAAAACAUUAUUCCGUUAAGCGGAUAAUGAAAUGAAAUAAAAUAGAAAUAAAAAAAAAAAAAUGCCCCGUCGUAUGCACACAGGAAGAGGAGAUAUAGACUAUAGACGGCGAGGAGUCGGUGGAGGCGGGGGCGAAGGGAUAAACUCGCACUAUAUAUUUUAUUAUAAUAUAACAUGAGAGGAGCGGUGCUGGUCGAACUGUUGCUGCUGGGCAUCGCCGUCGGGUUCCAACGGGGUCCGCACCAUCCGAGGGCCGCCGUGUCUGGCGAACCGAGAAUCGAAAGCCACCAUCGCGAGCACCAACACCCUAAGCCCAUGGGCGACACGAAGUUCACUCAAGACAAACCGAUACUGCACGACAAGAGGCACAUUGAAGAGGAUCUUGGACUUCCAGACAUAGGCGAUAGUAAUUUAACAGAUGAAGAAUUAGAAUUUAGAUAUUUCAUUGCUCAUGACUAUGAUAAAAACACAAUGCUUGAUGGAUUAGAACUAAUGUCUGCAUUUGCUCAUAACAUGGAAAAUUAUGGGGAUACGGAACCAAAAAUAUCAAAUUUAGAAAAUUAUACAGAUUUAGUUGAUCAAAUACUGUAUGAUGAUGAUACAAACUAUGAUGGAUUUCUCAGCUACACUGAAUAUGUGAUUGCCAAGAACAAGCAUUUACAAAAUGCAUAAAAUAUUAAAAUAUAUUACUUUCUUAAAAUGUAUUGUUUAUUGUAAGUUAAGUAUUAUUUCAACACAAAUUUUAAUAUACACGUUAUGUUUCUUUCAAUAACUAA